UAAGCUUGCUUUGCCGCUCCAUUCUUCGCACUCUCGUUCUCAAAACCCUACAACCUCCAAAAUAUCUCGGAACUAGGGUUUUGUGUUAUUCCUUUUUUUCUCUUUCACAACCUCUCAAGUUUUCUCUUUCAACACCUCUCAUAUUUUCUUUUCUAUUCUGACAUGGGAAAGUCUAGCAAGAAAUCUGCUACCAAAGUUGAUGUUGCUCCUGUUGCGGUAGCUCCUACAAAGUCGGCGAAGAAAGGUGUCAAGAGAGAAGCUGAAGAUGCAAUUAAGGAGAAGCCAGUGAUUUCAAAGAAGCAGAAAGGAAAUGACGGGGUAGCUCAGGCUGUUAAGAAGGAGAAAGCUCAAGCUAAGACACUGAAGAAAAUAAAGAAAGAGGAAACCAGUAGUUCAGAUGAGGAUUCUUCGGAUUCUGAGGAAGAACAGGUUAAAGUUGUGGCCAAGAAGGGAGUUAAUGUUGCAAAACCCCCUGUCAAAGACUCCAGUAGUGAAGAUGAUGAUUCAUCUUCUGAUGAAGAACCCCCAAAGAAGCCAGUAGCUGCCAAAAAUGGCUCUGUUGUUGCCCCUGCCAAGAAAAGCAAGCCUGCUAGCAGCAGUUCAGAUUCCUCUGACGAUGAUUCUGAUGAGGAACCUCCAAAGAAGCAGGCAGUGGCUGCCAAGAAACCAGCUGUUGCUGCCCCUGCUAAGAAAAGCAAGCCUGAUAGUAGCUCGGAUUCCUCAGAUGAUUCUGACUCUGAUGAGGAUCCUAAAGCCAAGGUAACAGCAUCAUCAGCUGGAGCUAAAAAUGGCGCUUCUGCUCCUCCAAAGAAGAAAGGUACAUCAAGUGACAGUUCAGAUGAGGAAUCAGAUGAUAGCUCAGAUGAGGAUGAUAAAUCUGCCAAAGUGACUACCCAACCAAAAAAAUUGCCAGUAUCUGCUGCGAAGAAUGGGUCUGUUGCUGCUAAGAAAUCAAGUGAUAGUUCAGACGAUGAUACUUCAAGGUCUGAAGAUUCUUCGGAUUCUGAUGAUGAGAAUGGAGCCCCUGCAAAGGCUUCAGAAGCCAAGAAGGUUCCAGUUGCUAAGAAUGUUACUGCUGCUGCUCCCAAGAAAAAAGCUGAAUCAAGUGAUAGCUCUGAUGAGGAUACUGAUGAUAGUAGUGAUGAAGAUGAGAAAUCAGUUGUGAAGAAAGGAUCUGUUGCAGCUCCCAAGAAAAAGAAGUCCACCAGUAGCUCGUCUGAAGAUAGUGAGGAAGAGAAAAAGAUGGAUGCUGAUAGUAGUUCCGAUGAGGAAAGUGAUGAUGAGCCUCAGAAGAAAAAGCCCACUGUAACUGCGAAUAAUGCUAAAACUGUUAAAAAGGAAAGUAGUAGUGAUGAGGAUGAUGAAGAUGAUGAAGAUGAAAGUGAGGAGGAAGAAGCAGCCAAGACUCCAAAGAAAAAGGACGCUGAUGUAGAAAUGGUAGAUGCUGAUUCUGGAAAGAAAGCUCCCCAAACUCCCUUUUCUCCUCAAGGUCAAUCAACUGGUUCGAAAACAUUGUUUGUUGGCAAUCUACCUUUCCAAGUUGAACAAGCUGAUAUAGUACAUUUCUUUAAGGAUGCUGGGGAGGUAGCUGAUGUCCGUUUGGCAUCAGAUGCUGAUGGGAGAUUUAAAGGCUUUGGACAUGUUGAAUUUUCUACAGCAGAAGCUGCAAGUAAAGCUCUUGAGUUGAAUGGCCAAAUGUUGGGUAAUCGUGAAGUUAGGCUUGAUUUGGCUCGUGAAAGGGGCUCAUAUACAACACCUUAUAGCGGCAAAGAAACCAACUCAUUCCAGAAGGGAGGGAACGGUCAGGCCCCAACAAUAUUUGUCAGGGGUUUUGAUUCAUCACUUGGAGAAGAUGGGGUUAGGAGUGCCCUGGAAGAACAUUUUGGUUCUUGUGGGGAGGUUUCAAGGAUUUCCAUUCCUCAAGAUUACAACACUGGUGGUGUUAAGGGGAUUGCUUACAUGGACUUCACGGAUAGCAGUAGUUUCAACAAAGCCCUAGAAAUGAAUGGAUCUGAACUUGGUGGGUAUUCUUUGGUUGUGGAAGAGGCAAGACCAAGGGGUGAUGGCUCAGGCAGUGCCCGAGGUGGCGGCCGCAGUGGUGGGAGAAGUGGUGGUAGAGAUAGUGGUGGUCGGUUUGGUGGUGGUCGGUUUGGUGGUAGAGAUAGUGGUGGUCGGUUUGGUGGUAGAGAUAGUGGUGGUCGGUUUGGUGGUAGAGAUAGUGGUGGUCGUUUUGGUGGUAGAGGACGUGGAGGUGGCCGAGGUGGUGGUAGAGGACGUGGAACGCCUAAUAGGCCAAGCAUGGCUGCUGCUGGCACAGGGAAGAAGACAACUUUCAACAACGACGAUUAGUAAAGCAUUGAGGAAGACAGUUUUUCUUUUUUGGCAAGUUUUUUAAUUUUAUGAAGUGUUAGUAUGAUUGCUUUUUUUGAUAGUCUAGUAGAAUAUUUUGAGCUGUAAGAAUUCCAAGUAGUUUUGUUGUGUCAGAUAUUAUGUUUUAAGUGGCAUAUAUGUUUCUUAUUGAGCUAUUAGAACCUAUUAUUAAUUUA
Molecule: messenger RNA, 2546 nt
Organism: Pistacia vera
Lineage: Eukaryota; Viridiplantae; Streptophyta; Magnoliopsida; Sapindales; Anacardiaceae
Product: nucleolin 2-like
Exons: 20
Coding region: 163-2349 (728 amino acids)
Molecular function (GO): RNA binding
Source: RefSeq, a predicted model, not a curated record